Molecule: messenger RNA, 699 nt
Organism: Periconia digitata
Lineage: Eukaryota; Fungi; Ascomycota; Dothideomycetes; Pleosporales; Periconiaceae
Source: the annotation of a GenBank genome assembly
CCUCUCUCCAAACGUUCAUACAUUCUUUUCAACCCUUCUUUCCUCCAACUUUCUCUCCAAGAAUACUUUCUUUCAUUCCCAUUGUCAAGCACAAUGAAGUUCCAAACUCCCAUUUCGAUUCUCCUCCUCGCGGGUCUGAGCAGCGCUCUUCCUAUGCCCGACGCAUUCCCAUCACUCAACGGCCGUGGCUUGGACUCCGGCGUCCCUGAGUCUGGCGGCGGCUAUUCCGCUCAACCCACUGGCACAUCCAGCUCAUCUGGCAGCGGAGCGGGAUCCGGCGGAAUGCUGGGCGGAUUGCUCGGCGGUAGCGGAGGAAGCUCUAGCGGAGGUGCGGGUGGCUUGCCUUCUCUUCCCAUCCCGGGCGGUCUUCCUGGCCUUGGUGGCUCGGGUAGUUCUGGUGGCCUGCCAGGACUGGGUGGCGAUGGAGGGAAAGGUGGACUACCUUCUCUCCCUCUUCCCGGACUAGGCGGCUCUGGGGGAUCUGGGGGACUCGGACUACCCGGUCUAGGUGGAUCUGGAGGAUCUGGAGGACUGCCCGGUCUAGGCGGGUCUGGCGGCUUACCCUCUCUCCCUCUUCCUGGACUCGGCGGCGAUGGAGGAAAGGGUGGUCUUUCAUCUCUUCCUCUUCCAGGACUAGGGGGCUCCGGUGGGAGCUCCGGCGGUUCUGGAGAAGGCUCUGGAUACAAAGCUUCCUCUUAG